AGGCAACAUUUACCAUGACAACGGUACACAGAGCCAGCGGGGCGGUUCAUGCACAGCAUUAUAAGACGCCACAUUCAGAGCUAAGCUAGUUCAGCCCCUGAUGUCAGAAGCAACUCAGAAAUGUCAUCACCACAGCCUAAGAGGACAGAGAUUUCUUCAGGCAGCCUUGCUGUUUCAGAGAUGGUUAGCGCUGCCAGAUCACAAAAAACAGGGAUGAGGAGGAAGAGAGGGACUCAGCUGAGCCCAUUCAAAGUGCCAGACGGCAACAGCAUUUUUCUACUGAGCGUAAACGAAAGAGAGGAUCGAAAAGAGGAGAUGCGUAAAUUCCUGGCUCUGCCAAUUGAUGAGAAGACAACCCACACUGCAAGAAUGAUGGCCAAGCUGAAGAAUGAGCUGGUGGGAGAACUGGAGGAGGAGGGGGAGAAUGAGAAGAUGAAGAAUCUAAAACAAAUCAAGAGUAAGACAGCUCUCCCUAAGCAAACCUCCGGCAGAGCUGCGCUGAAGAUGGCUACGAUGAAACGACAAAAUGUAACAAAAGACAAUAAGCAUGCUUUGAUCUCCCUGGAACGGCAGAAAGCAGUGUUGGAGUUAUCUGUGAUGUCAAAGCGGGCAGAGAUUUUGAGGAUGGACGAGGCCACUGCAAAAGAGGAGAGGCUGCUGAAACAGCUUGAGAAGACCAUUGAGAGAGACAACCUCAAAUUUGAAGAAUUUCUCAGGGAGAAUGAGAAGAAGUCUGUGGAGGCCAGAACACUUUUUGAACAGGAGGCCAAGUCUACACAGGAGAAGAACACUGAGAUCAGGAGGCUAACUUCUGAAAUACUGACCAUAAAAAGUGAACUUGCCAGGUUUGAAGAAAUCCUGGUAGACUACAAGAGUUACAGUGACCUUCUAUUCAAGCUGUCUCCACCUGAGUGGCAGGAGGUUCAGAGGUCAAAGGGUUCAUCUGGUAAAGACUCAAAGGAUGAUCAGAACAGGGAGCCUAAAGAGACUGCAAUUACGAAUGGUGUGCAGAGCAAAGUGUCCAGUCCAGGUAGAGAGCUGCCCUGCAUCCAGGAGACCAGGCUGUCCUCACCCCACAGCAACAAUCUAGUCACAAAUUCUAAAUUGGACAGCAACAGCUCAGAAUAUGAGGAUGAGCCAGAGCUGUAUUUCACUGAUCCCCAGCAGCUGCUGGAUCUGAUGACAGAGCUGACGGAGCAGAACUUGUCCCUGAUUCAGAACUCUACAAGGGUGGAGGAGACACUGGAGGAGCUCAAACACUCCUUGGAGACAACCAGGAAGAAGCAUGAAAAGGAUGAAGAAGAAAUUACAGUGCAGAUAAAUGAAAUGAAGAAGAGAAUCGAGAAGGAGAGGGCAAGAGGUGCCAAGCUUGAACAGAAGGUUCUUCUCCAUGUGUCACUGAAUACAGAGGACCAGGAUAUGCUGCUGGAUGCGCUAAGUGAGAAGGUAGCAGAGGUGUACUGCAGCUGUGUGGAUGACAGGAUAACCAACCAAACCACUUUGGAGAAGCUGGCCAACAUUGAGAAGCGACUUUCUUUACUACUGCAGAGCCUUGAGAGCAUCCCUGAAGAAAAACUGGAGUUAAUGAAGAAGAUCAAGGACAGCGAGAGGAGGACCAGGGAGCGUGAAGAAAAGCUGAGAGAGCAGAGUGAAAAGCAGAAAGAAAGAAUGAGGAGGUACUUGGAGAGAUCCCUGGCUGACUCCAAGAAAAUCACUGGGAAAAAGCUCAUGCCCAGAUGUAUGCCUGUUGCCCAGAGAGUCAAAGUCAGCAACACGGACAGCGCCCCCGCUGAAGAUGAGCUCCAUGAAUAUCUCUUUGGCCCUGAGAACACAGACUGAAAAAGGAAGAGCAAAUGGUAAAAUGAGUGUAAUGUAUAAAAUAAUAAUAAUAAUACACAUUAUGUGUUAUCCCAUAAAAGCCACAUUCAUGACAUAUUGUAUAAUCACUAAAUCAAUAUCAGCUAAUUGUGGUAAAUGACUGGUUGUAUAGCUGAUUAAUAUUAGAAUUGUCCAAAGUGAUAUUGUAAUUUGGUUUAAGCAUCUCCACUUAUGGGUGUCUCACUCUUUGUAUGGAGGACCAAAAAUGUCAAAAUGCAAAAUAAAUGAAUGGAUGAAAUUUAUAUUCUAUGAAAUGUAUAAAAAAAGAUGAGUAGUAAAU
Archocentrus centrarchus (flier cichlid) is the source of this 2158-nucleotide messenger RNA. RefSeq names its product cilia and flagella associated protein 100 (gene cfap100). The coding region runs from base 121 to 1839 and encodes 572 amino acids. The record is from RefSeq and is a predicted model, not a curated record. Lineage: Eukaryota; Metazoa; Chordata; Actinopteri; Cichliformes; Cichlidae. The transcript is spliced from 16 exons.